AUGAAGAGCAUAAUCAGACAACGAGUUUGGUGGCCUGGCCUUGCACUGAGCGUACAGGAGUGGAUUGGUUCUUGCGAAACUUGUUUGACGAAUGGGAAGCCAGAGCGACCUACUCCGAUGCAACGAAUAUUCGCACCGAAGGUUGUAUGGGAGACGAUCGCAAUAGACUUUAACGGGCCUUAUGCCGUUCUAGGAGGUAUUUCGAUUCUUGUGGUGGUUGAUUACCGAUCAAGGUAUCUAUUCGCGAAGUCCGUUAAGUCCACCAGCUUCGACUGCACCAAGAAAGUUCUCGAGGAGAUAUUCGAGAAGGAGGGUUACCCGAAAAUGAUUAAAUCGGACAACGGGCCUCCAUUUAACGGAUCCGAAUAUAAGGAAUACUGCAAACUGCGAGGAAUUACGACGAUCUUUUCUACGCCACUAUUCCCUCAACAAAAUGGGCUGGUGGAAAGCAGUAUGAAAACUAUUAAUAAAGCAAUGUCUGCGGCAAUUUCUAAUAAAACUAACUACAUAAUCGAAUUACGCGAAGCUGUAAACGCACACAACGCAGCCAUGCAUAGCGUAACUCAGUAUCCACCGGAAGAAAUUAUGCAGGGAAGGAAAAUUAGACGCGGAUUGCCUCUAAUGAAUCACGAGAAAAUUGUAGUUAACGAUGCACUGUUAGACGAAAGAGACCGGAAAGCAAAACUGGAUGGGAAAAAUAGAGAGGAUAUUCGUCGCGGUGCACGAAAGUGUCGCGUAACUGCCGGAGAUACAGUUAUCGUCCAGCGCCAAGUCCGUAGCAAACACAGCAAAUAG
Armigeres subalbatus is the source of this 795-nucleotide messenger RNA. RefSeq lists its product as uncharacterized. The coding region runs from base 1 to 795 and encodes 264 amino acids. The record is from RefSeq and is a predicted model, not a curated record. Gene Ontology annotation, molecular function: nucleic acid binding. Lineage: Eukaryota; Metazoa; Arthropoda; Insecta; Diptera; Culicidae. The transcript has a single exon. Gene Ontology annotation, biological process: DNA integration.